Harmonia axyridis is the source of this 1371-nucleotide messenger RNA. RefSeq names its product retinol dehydrogenase 12-like. The coding region runs from base 160 to 1164 and encodes 334 amino acids. NCBI's taxonomy places the organism in Eukaryota, Metazoa, Arthropoda, Insecta, Coleoptera, Coccinellidae. The transcript is spliced from 5 exons. The record is from RefSeq and is a predicted model, not a curated record.
CAUUCUUUAGGCACAGCCAAUCAUCAUUCAAUGGAACUUGUCAGAAACGUGACUAUUGCAUUGCAAUUUCAUUGUGAGGUCUAUCGAUUGGACUGAUAGUUUGGUGUGAAGAGUGAUUAAGUUUAAGGGAUAUUCUUUAUACACUUCAGGGGCUUAAUUAUGGCUGAUUUUGAGAAGAUCAUUAAGAUCCCUUGGACAAUACUUUGCAUCAUUUUCACCGGCUUGAAAAUAUUAGUUGCUUGGAUACGUAUGAAUUCAAAGCCAGGAAUAUCUAACACUUUUGCUUGUUUGAAUGGAAAAACUGCCAUCAUAACUGGCGGAAAUUCAGGUAUUGGUUACACAACAUCCCUCUUGCUAGCUUCCAGAGGGUGCAGAGUCAUCAUAGCAUGUAGGAGGAACGCUGUGAAAGAAAGGGAUGAAAUAAUGAAACAGACAAACAAUCCUAAUGUAAUAAUAAAACAUUUGGAUUUGAGUAAAUUCGCAUCAGUUCGAAAAUUUGCAGAAGAGAUUAAAGCAGAGGAGCCAAAGAUAGACUUUCUGAUCAACAAUGCAGGUGUUGGUCACGUUGAUCAGAAUAGGACAAGUGAUGAUGGUCAAGACAUUAUCUUGCAGACCAAUAAUUUUGGACAUUUCUUGCUCACACAUCUGCUGAUAGAUCUCUUGAAGAAAUCCGAUGGUGCAAGAAUUGUUUUCUUGAAUUCAUUUCUAGCAUACCUCAACUGCUUGUGUUUUUCCGGUUUAAAACCGUGGAAAAAAUUGUAUUUUGGAAGUCGUAUAUUGAGUUAUGCCAAUUCUAAGGCAUUGAACACAAUGGCUGCUCAAGAGAUGAACAAAAAAUUGGAAAAAUUUGGAAUUAAAGUUUUUUCAGUCGAUCCAGGUUUAGUCCAAACACCUAUUUUUGACGUCUAUGAGGAACCAGGGGCAGAAGAAGCUUUCUUUAGGAGAUUCUUUGGGAUAUUGACGAAUAUUUUUUCUACGGAUUCAAGAAUGGCAGCAGAAUCUAUCCUACACGCUAUAUCGAGUAAGACUAUAGAAGGUGGCCUCAAUAUCUUCCGAUGCAAACCAUUUCAUAAGCCUAGAAACUGCGAUAACAUAGGAUUCUGUGAAGAUAUUUGGAAUAAAACUGAACGAAUAGUUGGACUACAACCCGAAGAGAAGCUGUGAACACAAAACAUUUCGCUCAAUUUGUAUAUAUUUCUUUCGAUAAUGAGAGAUUUUAGUUGUGUGUGUUUGUGACUUGAAUUUGAAAACGUUGGAUGAGUUUCAUUGAUGCCUUCCUUUUAAAUAUUAGAAGAAAAAAAGAUGUUCGAAUCAUAAUAUUUGAAGAAUAGAGUGCCAUCUCCUAUAAUGAGAAUAAAUAUAAAAAAAUUC